GCUUCGGGAGUAGAGUGGAUCACUACCAGCCGGGCUGGGCCUCUGAGACCUCAAGCGUGCUGGUGACGGCCGCAAGGACUCGACCAUAUAAACCGACCUUCAGCACGAUUACUAUCUUCUCGGAUAGACCUACCUGUCUCUUCCCACCUAGUAGGGAUGUCUGCGAUCGAGGAGAAAGUCGACGACUUGAAGAUCCAGUCGAUCGAGACUUCGGUGCUGAUAUAUGAAGGCGAACCCGAGGCACAGAUCCGUCGCCGCGUGCUACGAAAGCUGGAUGUACGCUUAUUGCCCGUCGCGACGGUGCUGUAUCUGUUGGCAUAUCUAGACCGCACAAAUGUUGGGAACGCGAAGAUAGCAGGAAUGACAACGGACCUAGGACUGACUGGAGUACAAUUCAACCUCAUCAGCGCAUUGUUCUAUAUUCCGUACUGCUCGCUCGAAGUGCCGGCCAAUAUGGGUCUGAAGUAUUUCAGACCCUCUCGAUGGAUUCCAUUCAUCAUGACUUGCUGGGGCAUCGUAGUAGUUUGCACGGCUUUCGUGAAGAACUUCACGGGUCUACUGGUCAUCCGAUUGUUCCUUGGUGCCGCAGAGAGUGGGCUUUGGCCGGGCCUAUCGUUUUGGUUGGCGCUUUGGUAUCCGCGAGAAGCGCAAGCGCAGCGUCUCGCUAUUUACGUUGCCGCGACUAAUCUUUCUGGGGCGUUUGGCGCACUUCUCGCGUAUGCGAUAGAGAAGAUGAAUGGUAUUGGAGGUCUGGCUGGAUGGUCGUGGAUUUUCCUUCUAGAAGGACUAGUAACCAUCAUAAUCGCGCUUAGCUCAGCACUUGUUAUGCAAGACUUCCCCGAGACAUCGACCUUCCUCGCUCCGGAAGAAAAGACGUGGCUGAUGGAUGCCCUAAAGAAAGAUACCGUGAGCUCGUCAAAGGAGCUAAAACAAAAGUUCUUGUGGCAAGCUCUCCGCGACCCUCAUGCGUACCUGUUCGCUGCGAUCAACUUCUUUAUCGUCGUACCGCUCGCGUCAUUUGCGGUUUUCCUACCGACGAUCAUCGUCGGCCUGGGCUACUCGUCCGUGCACGCUCAAUUGCUCUCAGUACCUCCCAAUAUAAUCGGCAGCCUACUCACUAUCGUUGCUGGUGUGGCCUCCGACAAGGCCGGGGCCCGUGGACCGUUCAUAUUCAUAUCCGCCCUUCUCUCUCUCACGGGCUACGCUAUUUUGUUUGCCACGGAUAUCCCCAUUGUGGGAUACAUUGGUACUCUCAUUGCUUCCUGCGGUCUCACCCCGUCCUCUCUAUGUACACUCGCUUGGACAGCGGGCAACGCAGGGGGAGACGUCAAGCGGGGUGUCAUGAUCGCUAUCAUGGGGACUUUGGGUAACUCUGGAGCCAUUGUCUCGUCAUUCAUCUAUCGGUCAGAAGAUAGCCCUAGGUACCAUCCGGGACACGCUACCAAUAUUGCGUGUACGUGCAUUACUGCGACCCUGAGCAUCAUAGGAAUGCUAGAGUAUGCUCGACUCAAUAAAAAGAAGCGACAGCGGUGCGAGAAGGAAGGCAUAGGCCUGGACAGAGCCGACGAGUUUAGUGAACUAGGAGAUGGCUCGCCGCUCUACAGGUAUACACUCUGACGCUUGCAGCGUGCUGCAUCGAGACUAGGUUCUUGCAAAUCGUUUCGGUGUGACAGCCUAUCAUUGACAGAUCAACCACAUAGUAUGGAGCAGUAGUCGUCCUUAUGCAACCCAUUCAGCG
Molecule: messenger RNA, 1738 nt
Organism: Fomitopsis serialis
Lineage: Eukaryota; Fungi; Basidiomycota; Agaricomycetes; Polyporales; Fomitopsidaceae
Product: MFS general substrate transporter
Exons: 17
Coding region: 157-1617 (486 amino acids)
Biological process (GO): transmembrane transport
Cellular component (GO): membrane
Molecular function (GO): transmembrane transporter activity
Source: RefSeq, a predicted model, not a curated record